CUCGAAGGGUCUAUAAGUAUGCAAAAGAGACCUCGUUAUGCUCUCAAUCUUGCAGUGCUCCUCUACCACACUCUCCGUGGGAGCUCUUCGCCACUGUCGCCUCUUCUUUCUGUGGAUGUUGGAUCCGGUUCUUCGCGGCUUUGACGCCGUCAUUACCCAGUGAGCACACCGCGGUCACUUUGCUUGUCUUCGUCUUCUUUGGCUACCUUCUCCUGUGUUUAGAUUUAGAUUUGAGGCAGAAUUGGUGUGCAUAAAAAGGGAAUCAGGGUUAAUUGUGAUGGUGGACGAGAGGUCCAGGGAUUGGGAGUAUAAGAUGAGCUUUAUGGCAGCGACGGAAGCGGAGGAGGAAGCGGGUGCGGCAGCGGCGGAGAUCCACUUGCCGGCGGAGGUGGACUGGGAGAUGCUCGACAAGUGGCGGUUUUUCGUCAUGGGCGCGGCCCUCUUCUCUGGUGUGUCCGCCACCCUGUACCCGGCGGUGGUCCUCAAGACGCGGCUCCAGGUCGCGCAGCCGCCGUCGCCGUGCCUCCGCGCCGCGGCGAACAUACUCCGCCAUGAGGGCCUCCGGGGGUUCUACCGCGGCUUUGCUACCUCGCUCGCCGGUACCAUCCCCGCGCGGGCCCUCUACAUGGGUGCGCUCGAAGCCACGAAGAGCGCCGUCGGUGCUGCCACUCUCCGCCUCGGCGUGCCCGAGACCGCCGCCUCGGUUGCCGCCUCCGCCGCCGCCGGGCUCAGCGCGGCUGUCGCCGCACAGGUCGUCUGGACCCCCAUCGACGUGGUCAGCCAACGCCUCAUGGUGCAGGGUUCCGCCGCAGCCGCUGCCAAGUACCGCGGUGGGGUCGACGCCUUCAAGAAGAUCCUCUACUCCGACGGCAUCCGCGGCCUCUACCGAGGGUUCGGGAUGUCGAUCCUCACCUAUGCGCCAUCCAAUGCAGUGUGGUGGGCGUCCUACUCCCUCUCUCAGAGGCUAAUCUGGGGCUGCAUCGGCUACCACAUGGGCGGCGGCGGUGAAUUAAAGCCGGGACACGGGACAGUGGUGGCGGUGCAGGGCGUGAGCGCGGCGGUGGCGGGGGGAACGUCGGCGGUCGUGACGAUGCCGCUGGACACGAUCAAGACGAGGAUGCAGGUGUUGGACGACGGCGGCGAUCGGAUGACGAUCGGCAGAACAGUGAGGAGCCUCAUAAAGGAAGGGGGUUGGCGGGCGUGCUACCGAGGGCUGGGGCCAAGGUGGGCUUCAACAUCACUGUCCGCCACCACCAUGAUCACCACCUACGAGUUCUUGAAGAGGCUUUCAGCCAAAGACGGCUCUUUUCCAGGACUAGGAAGUGGAGGUUGCUGUUAAAAAGUUUCUCUGAGAUGGUGAGAUUAUAGUUUUGAAGUGGCAAGUGGAUUGAUGGAGAGUAAUUCUUGGAAUUGGUCAUAGAGUCAAGAGUGCCAUGAUAGAAUGGACAUGGAGACCCAAGUGACAUGCAGUCUCUCUGUAAGAGUUUGCUGCAAGUGCUGUUUAUGUGGUGGGCCUUUUCAGGUGGGAAGUGUCCUUAAGCUUCUUCCAUACUACUAACACUAUACACUUCUGGGCUACAGUCUCUGAUACUCCAUCUUUCCCAGAUUGGCAUCGGCACAUUCUGAAUUUGAUUGAAGUGUCGGUGAAGUAAUGUGGGUGUCAGUCACUGAUUGGCUUGAGAUCUCCCACUCUGCAAACCCACCUAUGAAUCAGUGCUUAUUAAUGGUAGCCAAGGAUAGAAGCUUUACUAGUCACAGCACUGAAACAUAGUGGUAAUUAUGGGACUUGAUGACAAGAGGAAACAUAAUGAUCUAAAGAGUGGAGCAACCAGGGAAUCAUAAUGACCAGGAGACCAGAGAUAAUGUGGGUACUCAUGUGGGACCUCAAGGUCUUGUCCUUUCAUUUUUUGGAUUGGGUUUGGUGUGGUGUAGGGCCCUUGGUUGUGGGCCAGCCAAUUCCUUUUGAAAUCUAUGGGCAAGUUUGUCUAUUGCAGUGCCAAAACAGUGGCUUGGAGAUGGAUUCAUCACUCAGAAUGCUGCCCAUGGAUGAGCUCCUGGUGUUUUGGUUUUAGGAGCAAGCUUGGGUGUGUGAGUCUAGUGAUGGGUUUUAAUGUCUUGUACUGUUGCUUAAGCAUGAUAUUGAUUGCAUCA
Molecule: messenger RNA, 2151 nt
Organism: Musa acuminata subsp. malaccensis (wild Malaysian banana)
Lineage: Eukaryota; Viridiplantae; Streptophyta; Magnoliopsida; Zingiberales; Musaceae
Source: RefSeq, a predicted model, not a curated record